Molecule: messenger RNA, 2860 nt
Organism: Hypoxylon fragiforme
Lineage: Eukaryota; Fungi; Ascomycota; Sordariomycetes; Xylariales; Hypoxylaceae
Product: heterokaryon incompatibility Het-C
Exons: 2
Coding region: 308-2596 (762 amino acids)
Source: RefSeq, a predicted model, not a curated record
CUUAGAUCGGCAUUGUAUGUACUUACAUAGUACAAUACAUAACAGUACAUGUGUAAUACCAGUCAUCCUUCAACUUUCUUACCUACCCCGCCAUUCAUUUUUCGUCUUAUUCCCUUAAUUCACUUGAUUUCUUAAUGCAUCCAUCCAUCUAAUCUACACCAAACACACCAAACACACCAAACAAAACUAAACGUCAGCAAACAACGUUACCAUAACUACCUACGUCCUAAAUCCGAAGAAUCAUCAAUCCAUCGUCUCGUAAAUCAUCCCCUAGAUUGAGAGGUCUAUCACGGCCAAGGCAUACACCAUGCCGUCCUCACCUCUAGGAUUCAGCAGCUUGCUGCUAGUAGCUGCUAUUGUCCUAGUUGUCAUGCCCGGAAAGGCUGACGCCUUCGGUGCUGGUAACAUCCCUUCCAUUGCUCAGGUCGAAGGUCACAAUUGGCGUCACGGCGACAUCGAGGAUACGCUCAAGACCAUCGCUUUUCUCCACGGAAAGAAGUGGACCACUUUACUAGUGCAGCGUACCUACUUUGGAAACUGGCUCCGAGAUUACUCUCAAGCCAUCGACGUCGGUAGCGUCAAAGGAGUGAAUGCCGCCACCAUCCGUGUCUUAGUUUGGGUUCUCUCUUUCCUCGCCAAUGGCUACGCCACGGAGGAGUUUGAGGUCACUGAGGAGCGCCUGGGCGUUUAUAGGCCAGAGGAACACAUUGACAACCCCCUGGGCUAUGCCGAUGGUGAAGACGCUAGGACAUAUGAUAAACGGCUUCGUGGGCCUGUCUUGCCGAUUGAAACAGAGAUUGACCCGCAAACUGGUAUGAAAAAUUAUAUCGCCAAUGAGCAAGGAAGUUGGGCUACUAGCGCCGGAUACCUCCGAUUCAGCAUCGGCCGGAGUGUGCACUUUGGUAGACUCUACUGCCAUGGGUCUCACGGCAGAGGGAAAGAGGAGGAUCUCUGCGAAGCUCUAAGAUGUCUGGGCCAAUCCCUCCACUGCAUGGAAGACUUCAGCGCUCACAGCAACUACUGUGAGCUAGCACUACGAGAGCUAGGUUACCACGAAGUCUUCCCCCAUUGUGGUACGGAUGCUGAGAUCAACCUGCGUGGUAAACGGGUCUACCCUAUCGUUACGGGAACUUUUGGUGGCGUCGAUUUCUUGCAUUCCGUCUUGGGCGAGGCCAAUGAUCACUUCACACAGUCCGAGGUCGACCAAUUGGAUAUUGCUUUGAAGAAUUCAGAAAAGAGCUCGAGCUCGGGACCGUCUGGCAGCAGCAGCGGCACGCGCGGGUUUGGAAGUAGCAUAGGCGGCGGUUCUGCGGGCGAUUUCAUCUCCCUAAUCGGUCAAUUGCCGGGCAUUGGAGGUGGAAUGGCUUCAGAGGCGCGCGAUCUUAGAAGGAUGGCCGAGGAGCAGGAGAGGCGGAAUGAGCGGGAAGAUAUGUACUCUGGCACACGCGACAAUGCCAAUAUCGUGCCUGGUAUGAGCGAGAAUUUUGACCCCGUGAAGGUCUCGAAACAGGUAUACCCCAUCUUGCAGUUCCGCGACAAGAUCGUAAAGUCGAUCAAUAGGGGCAUUGCCAAGAUCCCCGGCCUGGAGAGUCUUCUCGAGCACAUAAGCGAGACCUUGACCGCAUUCGUCCUUGGUCUGCUAGCGCCAUUUAUUAGGCCCAUUAUAAAUGCCGUCACCAAUGCAUUGAAGGACGGAUCGUCGGGUGUCAUUAGUGCAAGCGCGAAGUCACAACUCGAGCCGUGGAAGAACCCCCACUGCACGGAUCCAACGCACUCCAUGCUCUCCAAGGACCACUUCACCAAUGUCCUAAACCCUUGCGCCGGCAGAGUUGCUGCAACAAUCCUUAAAUAUGCCGUACCACGCAUCCUCUAUGCCUGGGAUAAUCCCGGCAUUCCCGUUGACGAGGUUGUGAGUGACGUCUUGCAUGCUUUCCACCACCCAGCUCUCCGAAACGAGCGUGUUGAGAUUCAACGUGACAUGUUCAAUACGGUGCGUCAGUGGGCGGACGAGCAUCCGCGCCGUCACGAGAUCAACCAUAUUUUAGGGUCUCAAUCCGUGAAAAACGGCAAGAACCACAUGUUAUCGAGUCAGAAGGGCCACUCGCACGGUGGUGGAAUCUUUGAUGGUGGUUUAGCAGAACAACUAGGCCACGGUAGGCCUACGGGAUCACUCUGGUCGCAGUGUGCUACGAGAGAUCUCGACGCCAUGGGUGGUGGUGAAAAGCUACGACCGACAUCCGGUUACGGAUCGAGCCGCCCGACCUCAUCUCAUUCUCCGGGACAUCCGGCGCCAAGCCCGGGUUACGGAUAUACCCCGCACAAUCCCCCAGGUGGCGACAGUUAUCCGCCGUACGCCGGCUAUGGAGCCCAGCCAGAUCCUCAGUACCAAUCUUACAACCAGCAGGCUUAUCCUAAUCCUCAGCAAGGAUACGGAGCUCAACCUCAGGGUGAAGCUGCGUCCUACUACAGUGCCUCGGGGCCACCUCAGCAAGGUUAUCAACAAUACGGGGCACCACCCCCUCAGCAAGGAGGAUAUCCUCCAUAUGGACACCAGCAGUGGGGAGGUGGUGGGUAUGGGAAUCCUCCGUAUCCCUGAAAAGCAUAAGUGGUUUGGUGUCAUUCAUGGCGUUGAGGAGGGGAUUCUUUUUUUGGCCGGGUUACGUGUGUGGUGAAGAUUCCUAACAUGGACCAUGGAGGAGGGGAGUAUGAUUGAGAUUUGCCAGAAUUCUCAACUUCAAGCAUUUCGGUUGGCUUAGGAGUUGCUCCUGGGUAGGUGCUUAGAUAGGUAUUCUUACGAUAAGUAUGAUAUUAGCAACGUUAUGAUUGGGUACUUUUGAUACAAGCAUGGUGAAAUAGAUAA